Aspergillus bombycis is the source of this 522-nucleotide messenger RNA. RefSeq names its product Mpv17/PMP22 family protein. Lineage: Eukaryota; Fungi; Ascomycota; Eurotiomycetes; Eurotiales; Aspergillaceae. The transcript has 5 exons. Gene Ontology annotation, cellular component: cytoplasm; membrane; mitochondrion. Bases 1 to 522 code for a protein of 173 amino acids. The record is from RefSeq and is a predicted model, not a curated record.
AUGUUUCGUUGGUAUCAGGCAAAGUUGGCUAAGCAGCCCAUUCUCACAGCCAGUGUGACUAGCGCUGUGCUCUUUGGCAGCGGUGAUGUGCUUGCUCAGCAGGUAGUUGAUCGCAAAGGGUUUGAGAAGCAUGACUUUGCUAGAACCGGCCGCAUGGCUCUGUACGGAGGAGCUAUCUUUGGUCCCGCUGCUACGACCUGGUUCGCCUUCCUCCAACGCAACGUGGUCCUGAAGAACAGCAAGGCCACCAUCGUUGCCCGGGUUGCCGCAGACCAGUGCUUAUUCACCCCGACCCAUCUCACCUGCUUCUUAACCUCUAUGGCCAUCAUGGAAGGCUCGGACCCUAUCGAGAAGUGGCGGAACAGCUUCCUUCCCAGUUACAAGGCCAACUUGACCAUCUGGCCUCUUGUUCAGGGUGUUAACUUCUCCAUCGUGCCACUGGAAUAUCGUGUCCUUGUUGUAAACCUAGUCAGCUUGGGUUGGAAUUGCCUUCUAAGCAUGAUCAAUAGCGGCGAUAAAUAA